Molecule: messenger RNA, 762 nt
Organism: Polypterus senegalus (gray bichir)
Lineage: Eukaryota; Metazoa; Chordata; Cladistia; Polypteriformes; Polypteridae
Gene: tmco1
Product: transmembrane and coiled-coil domains 1
Exons: 7
Coding region: 143-709 (188 amino acids)
Biological process (GO): endoplasmic reticulum calcium ion homeostasis
Cellular component (GO): endoplasmic reticulum membrane; cytoplasm; endoplasmic reticulum
Molecular function (GO): calcium channel activity
Source: RefSeq, a predicted model, not a curated record
AGAAGGCUCAAGUCUUCUUGUUUCCCAGCAUGCCCCGGGAACGCCACCACUGACCGUGCUGACUGGACUUUAGGAUUUUUAGCGACCACAUCGCUAAAGAAGUGGAGUUGGUGGAGGAAGUAACGACAACGGCAGCGACAAGAUGAGUACCAUGUUCGCGGACACGAUUCUUAUUGUGUUUAUAUCGGUAUGCACGGCGCUGCUGGCGGAAGGUAUAACCUGGGUGCUCGUCUAUAGGACAGAUAAAUACAAGAGGCUCAAGGCUGAAGUGGAAAAGCAGAGUAAAAAACUGGAGAAGAAGAAAGAGACAAUAACAGAAUCAACUGGACGCCAGCAGAAGAAAAAAAUUGAGCGACAAGAAGAGAAACUGAAGAACAACAACCGGGAUUUGUCAAUGGUGCGCAUGAAGUCCAUGUUUGCCAUUGGUUUCUGUUUUACUGCACUGAUGGGAAUGUUUAAUUCAAUAUUUGAUGGACGGGUCGUCGCAAAGCUUCCAUUUGUUCCUCUAUCCUAUAUUCAAGGCCUGUCUCAUCGAAAUUUACUGGGAGAAGACUACACUGACUGUUCCUUCAUUUUCCUCUACAUCCUUUGCACCAUGUCGAUCAGACAGAAUAUUCAGAAGUUGCUGGGAUUGGCACCCUCAAGAGCAGCCACUAAGCAAGCCGGUGGCUUUCUUGGACCUCCUCCACAAGCAGCCAAGUUCUCCUAAACGAUAAAGAGCUCCAUGUUUAUAGUAACGUGACAACAGAGGAAGGUCCUCUU